Messenger RNA from Micromonas commoda, 693 nucleotides. RefSeq lists its product with no specific name. The transcript has a single exon. The coding region runs from base 133 to 672 and encodes 179 amino acids. The record is from RefSeq and is a predicted model, not a curated record. NCBI's taxonomy places the organism in Eukaryota, Viridiplantae, Chlorophyta, Mamiellophyceae, Mamiellales, Mamiellaceae.
CACUACUUGCCAGAGGCGCGCUUCACAACGAAGCGGACAGGCGCGCUCGGGGCUUAAGGCUCGUCAACGUACCGAGAGGCGAAUUCGCCUUCUCUUCCUUCUCUUGGCCCUUCGCGCGCGCUCCCUGUCAACAUGGCAGCCGUGGCCUCCCUCGCGAUUGUGACGGUUCCUUCCGUGACGUACUCCAGGCGUUCCUCGUCGAGUGCGUUGUCGCGUGUCGCCUUUCGUCGCGCGCCCCGCCUCGCGUGCCGUGCAUCUUCCGACGAAGUCGACAACACGCCGGGUAACUCGGAUCAGGGCAUCUUCAUGCGACAGAUCACCCCCGAGGAGAAGGAUGCCGAGGUCAAGUGGUUGGGGGGCAUGCUCAAGCUGUGGCUGGAUGACGAGUGGAGCCUGCAGGAGCCACACAAGGAGCUGGGACUCAGGGCGGCGGAGAAGUGCACGUCCAUGCGUCUGGAAGGGUGCGAGGAUAUGGGCUCGCUCGUCAUGGGCGUCGCCGCCGAUCUCAUCGAGUUCGACUUCUCCGACACCUUCGUCAACGCGUUUGAGGUGGCAAACAAGUGCAGCGAGAUACUCAUGAUGCGGGAGGGCUACGAGGUUUGCUGCAUCAACAAGGAUGACAUGUCGAGGCAGGCCAGGUACGAGGAGAUGGUGGCCAAUGGGGAGGUCUAGAGGUUGACUGAAAACUGCCCG